Messenger RNA from Penicillium atrosanguineum, 351 nucleotides. RefSeq names its product L-rhamnose mutarotase. The coding region runs from base 1 to 351 and encodes 116 amino acids. NCBI's taxonomy places the organism in Eukaryota, Fungi, Ascomycota, Eurotiomycetes, Eurotiales, Aspergillaceae. Gene Ontology annotation, molecular function: racemase and epimerase activity, acting on carbohydrates and derivatives. The transcript is spliced from 3 exons. The record is from RefSeq and is a predicted model, not a curated record.
AUGGCUCCAGUUCGCCGCAUUGCCCAAAUCGUCCACCUCAAGCCCUCCGCCGUGGCCGCGUACAAGGAGUGCCACGCCAACGUCUGGCCCGAGGUCCUGCAGCAGAUCAAGGACUGCAAUAUCACAGAUUAUUCUAUUUUCUUCGACAAUGACCGCACCCUAUUCGCGACUAUGAAGUACGUCGGCACAGACUUCGAGGGCGAUAUGGAGCGUAUGCGGGCGAACCCGAAGGUUAGGGAGUGGUGGGCCAUGACCGAUGGGAUGCAGGAGAGUCCCAUUCCCGGCGCUGUUGGCAGUGCCGAUGGCCCUGGGUGGUGGAAGCCUUUGGAUGAGGUGUUCUACUACGAGUAA